AUGCAGUUUUCAAUUUUUUUAGUUGGAGCAGCCUUGCUCGUGAACCAUGUCCCAGAAGCUGUUGAAAUAGGUAAUAAUGGUUUGAAAACAUUCAUUUUUUCAAGCUUUAAUUUUAGUGGAGGACUAUGAUGGAUCCGGUGAUUAUGUGUACUUGGAGGAGUCAGGAUUGAAACAAGCACAAAACUCUACUUUUGACGGCAGUGCAGAGGAGGUCAAAAUUAUUCAAACCGAGUUGCCAGGAAGUGGUUUAGGAGAGCAGCCUAUUCCAAGAACUUCUUCGGGCUCAAAUGAUGGACCUGCACUUGUUGAAUUGGUUACAGGAACUCUGGAAGGAUCAACGAUGCCUCCUAAAGAUCCGGUUGGAAUGGCGGAUGGUCUGACUGAUGAGCCUGAAGCAGUCGACAUGACCGGGCCAACAACUCCUUUUGAUAUCAGCUUAAUGGAAACUGGAUCACCAGAAGGGUCUACAAAAGAGCCGUACAUGCCAAAGCCAAAGCCGAAACCAAAUAAGGACAACAAUGGAACUCUGACAGACUCAAGUGAUUCUCCUCUAGUCACUUUGGAUGUUGAUGUCGUCACCGACUAUCCAGAAAACCCAAGUGAGAUGCCGGUUGAGAGCAUUGCUCCAGUUCAUUGGAAAACUACAACAACAAACAGAAUUGACUACACCAUCAGUCAGAAGAUUGAUGAGAACAGUGCGGGAUACCAGAAAUUGCUACACAUGCUGGAAGAUUUAAGCGUAAGAAGAAAAGAGGACACUACUGGCAGCAAUCAGACAGAAUUCUACAUUUCUCGAGCAUCAGUAGCGAUGGACACAAUCGAAAACGUACUGAUAGUCUUUCAAAGGUCGGAGAUAAAAUAUUUUGCAGACUUACACAAAUUCAGCGCUGGCAAACAUUACAUAUGCUCAGGAAUAUAUCAAAGGAUUGCUGGAUGACGCUUCCGAUACUGUAAUCUUCAGGUUCCUCCAUAUUGUUGUCCACUUCUAUCUUUUCAGGUUCGGCAAGGAUACACUCAGAUUGUGUCAUUGACCAACACUCCGAGUUUCUACUACAUUCCGAAAAAACAACGGUAUUUAAUGGUAAAUGAAAUCAUUACUGGUCUAGGAACUUCGGGACAGGAAGAGAUGAUGUCUCUGAAUAAACAGGCGAAGACGUAUUGUCAAAAUUCCAACGUCGAUACACCGCCUUACAGUCUUGGAAAUAUACUUGGAAACAAGUUGGCAAACGGUGCGAUCCUCACUAAAUAA
Caenorhabditis sp. 36 PRJEB53466 is the source of this 1249-nucleotide messenger RNA. NCBI's taxonomy places the organism in Eukaryota, Metazoa, Nematoda, Chromadorea, Rhabditida, Rhabditidae. The record is from the annotation of a GenBank genome assembly.